AUGGCUUCUCUCCAUCAACUCUCCUUGAGUAAUGAAGAGGUUGAACUUGAGUUGCAUCCAGUCAUUACUCUCACACAACCAUCUAAUCUUAAUCUCCUCCUUGUGGGUCGAUUCUUAACCAAUAGGCCUAUUCGUUCUUACAUGAUGAUGGAGAAGAUUAAAACCUUUUGGAACCCAGUUCGUGAAAUGAGAAUAGAGGAGAUUGAACCAGGCCUCUAUUCAUUCCAAUUCACCCACCAUCUCGACAUGCAAAGAAUUCUCAAGAAAGGCCCUUGGUACUUUGACAACCAUCUCUUGAUGCUCAAUGUUGUGCCAGCCAAUGGAAAUCCGAAUCAGGUUGCUUUACAAUUUGUCCCUUUUUGGAUUCAGGUACAUGAUCUUCCAACUGGUUUUAUGUCUGAAAAAGUCGGAAAAGAUAUCGCUAAUCACAUUGGUGAGUUUCUUGAGUAUGAUGCUAAAAACAAUUCCAACUUCCUCCAUACAUAUAUGAGAAUUCGUGUUUUACUUGAUGUCACAAAGCCUCUGAAACGCCUGAAAAAAAAUCAGAAAACCAGGAGGGGAGUCUAG
Molecule: messenger RNA, 567 nt
Organism: Medicago truncatula (barrel medic)
Lineage: Eukaryota; Viridiplantae; Streptophyta; Magnoliopsida; Fabales; Fabaceae
Exons: 1
Coding region: 1-567 (188 amino acids)
Source: RefSeq, a predicted model, not a curated record